Prosopis cineraria is the source of this 2027-nucleotide messenger RNA. Its product is annotated as dof zinc finger protein PBF-like. Lineage: Eukaryota; Viridiplantae; Streptophyta; Magnoliopsida; Fabales; Fabaceae. Gene Ontology annotation, biological process: regulation of DNA-templated transcription. The record is from RefSeq and is a predicted model, not a curated record. The transcript has a single exon. Gene Ontology annotation, molecular function: DNA-binding transcription factor activity; DNA binding. Bases 419 to 1351 code for a protein of 310 amino acids.
UUGAACUUCUAGGUUUUGUUACCAGAUUUGAACUCCUCUCUCAUUCAUCUUGUUAUCACUAUUUCCUCCUCUUUUACAGAUAGAUAAGGUUGCUCUUAAGGUUUUAUUAUUAUCAUUAUUAUUCAAAGAUAUUCAAUAUAUUGACCGAUUAUAUUAGAGGUUCAUCGUAAAAAGACAUGCUCAUCACUUCUCCUUCUUCCUCCUCCUCCUCCUCCUGCCAGCUUCUUCUUCUUCCAUUGAGCCAUUUGUUCAGAGCUCCUGUUUUCUUUUUCCUUGACUCAAGCAAUCUCAUGCUCUUGUCCUCCUUUAGAUUGAUUUCUCUUGUAGCUCCUCGAUCCAAAGGCUAACUUUAUAUCUAUAUAUAUAUAUAUACAUCCUUCUUGUUUUUAGCUUCUUUGAUCUCAAUUGAAUUGAAGAUAUGGGUUUGAGUUCUAAGCAGGUAAUUUCUAGAAGUGGGAUUGACUGGAACCAGACGUUGCUGCAAGAUCAGAAGUUGGAGCUUCCAAAGCCUCCAUUGAUGAGGAAACUGCAACAGCAGCAGCAGCAGAUGCAACAACAACAACAGAGACAACAAUCUCAGCAAUCAUCGGAGCCAUUGAAGUGUCCGAGGUGUGAUUCGACGAACACCAAGUUCUGUUACUACAACAACUACAACAAGUCUCAGCCUCGCCAUUUCUGCAGAACCUGCAAGAGGCACUGGACUAAAGGUGGCACCUUGCGCAAUGUCCCCGUCGGUGGCGGCAGGAAAAACAAACGGCUCAAGAAAUCAUCCAACCCCAUCUCUUCCUCCGCGGCCGCCGCCGCCUCCACAACCUCCGGUAGUGGUGGGUUGAAUACCCACAUGACAAUUCAGAGUUCCCUGCAAAGGCCGAGUAAUAAUCUUCCUCUUCCUCCGUCCUCUGCUUCUCUCUUUCAGUCUCUGAUUCAUCCUCCUCCAACUCCAUCCUUACUGCCUCAUCCGAAUCUGAUGAGCCCAAGAGACUCACAGAGUAAAGAUUUUGGAAUCAGUAAUUGUACGAGCAGCUUCUUGAGUUCGAGUCUGCAGCCUCUUGUUACUCAAAAUCAGAGCUUUAUUUUCCCUUUCUCGAGCUCGAGCUCAUUUGAGACUAAGCCAUCAUGUUCUGUUUCAACCUCUCUGAGAUCCUCCAAUGUCUACAGUAAUACUAAUAACUACGGCGGAGAGUUGAAGACAAUGGAGGAGCCAACCCCAAAACAGACACAGCCAUGGGAGAUACCUUCGACAAGCGUAGGCAAUACGGAAAUGUCAAGCUAUUGGACUUGGGAGGACCUCGAUUCCUUGGUCUCAACUGAUCUCAAUGUUCCCUGGGAUGAUUCUGAUUUAAAACCCUGAGAGAGAGGAAGAAGUAACCCCAAAAAAAAAAAAAUUGACACACAUAUAUAUAAUAUAAAUAUAUAUAUACACGUUGUAGUGUUGAUAGAUUUUGUUUAUUGGGGGUGUUUGUGUUGCUGGUUUUCAGAUGGAGAGUUCUAUGAAAUUGCAGCAUUUGGAGCUGUCCAUUUUUUCAGUUUCAGCUUCAUCAAGCAAAAAGGGGUUUGAGUUUUAAUUCCUUGUAUUGUAACCACUCUGAUCAUUGCCUCUUAUUCUAAUGAAUUAAUUAAUUAAAUUAAUUAAUCUCUCUCUCUCUCUCUCCCCAUUUACGAUCUAAUAUUAAAAUGAUGAUUUUGAAUGUACGCAAACGUAAGUAGCACAGGAAUCUGAAUUCAAAAACUCUGAUCUGAGUGCUUUGUGACAGUGAUGGCCAUAGAAGAAUGAGAGGAAAGAUUCCACAUGGAGAGAUCAGAAGCAUGAACAAUAAAUAUUAUUUUUGUGGUGGUAUAAAUGUUUGGAUCUAUAUUUGUAUUUAUUUAUUGACACGGAAUAUUGGUGGAGCAAUACACACACACAAUAUGGAUUUGAUUGGUGAUGAUUCAUGAUCAUCACCAAUUGUGGAGAAUCAUUCUCUGAGUUGCUUGGCCUAAAACAAGUGUUAUAUAUACGUUGAUACUGAUAUUCUGUUGUGAUGAUA